AUGCCGGAGUUUACCAAGGACACAGAGGCGACCCCCGAGAAGAUCCAGCCCUGGAAAGCGCACUGGCCGCAGAGCACCAUGAGCACCGCGCACCUGGACCCGCGGAAGUUUGCGCGAGCGGCCGGCGGCAGCAAGGGCGCAUCGCCGAACAAGGAUAGCUUCGUUGAUGGGACCAAGGAUAGGCAGGCCGGCCUGUCUACUCUGAUUGCGAUUGUGAUCGCAUACUGGACGUGUGGGCCAGGCCGAUGGCAAGUUCAUGAGGACACUAUGAUAUGA
Messenger RNA from Aspergillus viridinutans, 276 nucleotides. RefSeq lists its product as uncharacterized. The coding region runs from base 1 to 276 and encodes 91 amino acids. The record is from RefSeq and is a predicted model, not a curated record. The transcript has 2 exons. Lineage: Eukaryota; Fungi; Ascomycota; Eurotiomycetes; Eurotiales; Aspergillaceae.